GGGGUGGUCCUCAUUUGACUACAGGGAGGAAAAUGGUGGAGAGGAAAGUCAGACGGCUUCAGUAGACAGAGGGAUAGAAACCGUUUCAUCUCUGCCUCCAAACUCACUUUGUGUGAAAAUCAUCGUGGCAGAAGAAAAGCAACAGUGAUGGCUGAUGCAGAAAAGAUCAAGAAAACUGCAGCCAAGGCAUUGUGCUGCGUGGAAAAGGUGACUUCCUUUGCUUCCUCCUUCGACCCCAUCUUUGGCAUAGUCUCCUCUCUGGUUGCGGUGGCUCGUAAAGGCCUGGUUGAAGAUGAGGGCCAUGUUUUAGACAAGGACUUCCAGGCGAUCAACACCAAACUGGAGAGCAUCUCCCAAAAGAAUCACCAAUGCCUGAAGAAGAUCCGCAUUGACGAGGUGAAUGAAACCUAUGGCAAGUAUGAAGAGUACAUCAAGCACCAGUAUGCUGCCUUCAACAGCAUGGUGGCGCAUGUGAAGAAAGAUCCAGACAACACCAAAAACUACAUGGAGACCUUUGAGAAGAUUUAUGAGAAAGACAAAGGUGAACUAAGCCUGGAUGUGUACUACCGUGGUGUGAUGGGUACCAAUUUGCUGUUUGGAAGAACCUUGCUGAAGGUGUACUUGGAUAACUGCGAGGGUGACCGUGAAAUUAUGGAGCGCCGCUGUUCACACAUCGCUCACCUGUUCCACAUGGGCCUCAUCGCCCUCAUGGGCUACACAGCUGUUACAGAGGAUGACGAAGACGAAGUGCGAGAUAAGUGGGUCAAGAGGGUGGAGGACAUCCAAUGGAAGAUGCAAGAGGUGCUCAGUCAGUGCAAAGACAAGUCGUCCUAAACAUGGUGCAGCAGAGAGGAGGUCUUCUGGGUUUUUUGGCAACAACACUGGGAACAGCUCUCAGCUGUGGACCAAUGGAAAAAGAAAUGUCAUAAUAUAUAUAAAUAUAUACAUAUACAUAUCUAUAUAUGUAUAAAUAAAUAAAACCAAAGCAAUGUUUUCAUUUGUGCGCUUAGGCUGCACCUGAUAUACUAAGUGCAGAAUUUUAGUUGUUGUAUUGUAUUGCAGCAUUGUCUGUUAUUUUAUGUUUGAAAGAGACCACUAUAUGCUUUGUGUUACAGUAUGUCCAGAUAUGCUGAAGUUUUAUACAAUCUCUUCAAUUAAAAUAUACAAAUUAUUAGUUCA
Messenger RNA from Larimichthys crocea (large yellow croaker), 1179 nucleotides. It is a transcript of the gene rpz2, whose product is annotated as rapunzel 2. The record is from RefSeq and is a predicted model, not a curated record. The coding region runs from base 148 to 834 and encodes 228 amino acids. NCBI's taxonomy places the organism in Eukaryota, Metazoa, Chordata, Actinopteri, Sciaenidae. The transcript is spliced from 2 exons.